CUCAGAAACAGUCGACAUGGUGAAGAUUGUCCCUUCUUACUCUUGGGAGGAGUUCUACAAAGACUUUUUGUACGACUGGAUUGAAGCGCUGCAACAGCUCAACGAUUUGACUGUUACUGAAUCUCAGCCUCGAUUAGUAUGGUCCUUCGCAAUCUUUAUGGGAUCCAUCAUAGUUUUCAUUGGCUGCGCUUCAUUAAUGCUGCUUUCUUAUAGAGUCGUGGAUCCUUGUUAUCCAAAAAUUUCACCUCGGCCGAUGAGCGCUAGAGAAUUCUUCUUCGAUUUGCAACCAUCGCACAUGUAUCAGAAAAUGUCGGCAGAUAAAACCACUCCGAAGGAAGCGGAGCCAUCGAAGUCGGCAGGUGCAGGUGCCAAAAGCGAACCGAGUGCGCUACCAAGUGUCACUGGAGUGCCAGUGGAUAGCUCGGAACCGAGCAGUGCAAUUGUCGUGGAGAGCACACCUCUUCCAAAGUCGAGCAAUAUAAAGUCAGCUAAACUUGCGAAAGGACUUGAAGAAAAUCCAACACAAAACGUGCCUUCCGUCGUGGAAGCUGCCGUUAAGACUGCAGAAGAGAAAAAGAACCCCCUUUUGAAAACAGCAGAAAAAACGCAGCCAUCAAGUAUGAAAACGCCAAUCUUGCCGGCUAAACAACGGUCAAAAGAGAAAUCCGAAGAUCGGAAGAAGAUUAUGGGUAGUGCAGUACAGAAACGUACAUCAGGUGAACGUACGAAAAACUCUGCCGAAAAGGCGCCCCUUCUUCCCUCGAAAAGCCCACAAAAAUAACGCACAUUUGCGUGUAUGCAUUUGUUAUAUGCUUUGCUAACUUUCGCCUUUUGUGUUCAAUGAGC
Messenger RNA from Cylicocyclus nassatus, 846 nucleotides. NCBI's taxonomy places the organism in Eukaryota, Metazoa, Nematoda, Chromadorea, Rhabditida, Strongylidae. The record is from the annotation of a GenBank genome assembly.